Molecule: messenger RNA, 2631 nt
Organism: Macrobrachium nipponense
Lineage: Eukaryota; Metazoa; Arthropoda; Malacostraca; Decapoda; Palaemonidae
Product: WD repeat and FYVE domain-containing protein 3-like
Exons: 16
Coding region: 1-2631 (876 amino acids)
Molecular function (GO): protein binding
Source: RefSeq, a predicted model, not a curated record
AUGCAGCUCAAAUACAAAGUGGCCACUAGUUUUGAUAGUAAAGAAUAUGAAGACAAGAGGAGACCUGAAGGAUUAACUGAACUGGAAGUGAAAGAAAAGGAACCAGUUGUCCAGGAGGAAAUAGCUAAUCUUCCCACUGAUAACUUUGCUGGCAGAGAAGUGGGUGACAUAGACAUGCAAGGCCUGCAAGGUGCAAUAGUUAAAAGUGGCAACUUAACCCCACGCACAGUGUCUGAGGCUGAGGAUGAUGUGGAUGCACUGGAUAUUGGUGAUGCUGUAGGACAGGACACUAAUGCCCCAACAGAUGAUUCUCAUAACCCUGAUAAUCAGACUUUACUGAGAUUGCUAGAUUAUGGAGAGAAGAUCAGUCACAUGUUCCGAUGUGCAAGAAUACAAGGUCUGGAUACUAUAGAAGGUUUGCUUUUGUUUGGUCGAGAGCAUUUCUAUAUUGUAGAUGGCUUCACGCUACUCAAGUGUCGAGAAAUCAGAGACAUUGCUUCUCUUCCAGAAGGCACUCAUGAACCUAUAAUACCUUCUACAAAUCCUUCCCCAAGUCUUGAACACCACUCAUGUUCCAAAUUUAAUUAUGAUGAGAUACGAGAAGUGCAUCAACGAAGACUAAUGAUGGUUUGUACAGGCCUAGCCGAUAAUGCACAGCAGUCUGUUGAGGGUCAGAGGCGAUCAGCUAGUGUUGAGCAAGCUGGAGGUCUGUUUUCUUCUAUAAUUGGAGAAACUUCAGUUACCCAUAGAUGGGUUCGUGGUGAGAUCAGCAACUUCCAGUACCUCAUGCAUUUGAAUACCCUUGCUGGACGUUCCUAUAAUGACCUGAUGCAGUAUCCCAUUUUCCCUUGGGUACUUGCUGAUUAUGCAUCUGAGGAACUUGAUCUGACUAAUUCAUUGACCUUCAGGGAUCUCUCUAAGCCAAUGGGCGCUCAGACACCAGAAAGGUUAGAGCAAUUUGAGAAGCGUUACCGGGAAUGGGAUGAUCCAUCAGGAGAAACGCCGCCUUAUCAUUAUGGUACUCAUUAUUCUUCAGCCAUGAUUGUGUCCUCCUACCUUGUACGAAUGGAACCUUUCACACAACAUUUUCUCAGACUGCAGGGUGGCCAUUUUGACUUGGCUGACAGAAUGUUCCAUAGCAUGAAGGAAGCCUGGUAUUCAGCAUCCCGCAAUAACAUGGCUGACGUCAAAGAGCUCAUCCCGGAAUUUUUCUACUUGCCAGAGUUCCUUUUGAAUUCGAAUAAAUUUGACUUAGGUUGUAAGCAAAAUGGUACACAACUUGAUGAUGUUGUCCUUCCUCCAUGGGCUAGAGGAGAUGCAAGAGAAUUUAUACGCCUCCAUAGGGCUGCUUUGGAAUGUGACUAUGUGUCGGCUCACUUGCACGAGUGGAUUGAUUUAAUAUUUGGUUACAAGCAACAGGGUCAGCCUGCCGUAGAAGCAGUUAAUGUCUUCCACCAUCUUUUUUAUGAAGGGAAUGUUGAUAUUUACAAUAUUGACGACCCACUUAAAAAGAAUGCCACCAUUGGAUUCAUCAACAACUUUGGGCAAAUUCCCAAACAGUUGUUCCGUAAACCCCAUCCAUGUAAGAAGAUGUGUGGUCAGCGUACAUCCAUCAUUGAUGCAGGACCUCUAUCUCAGGCUCCAGCUGUUACUCCCUUGGAGAAAGUCUUUUAUCAAAAUCUAGACAAUUUGAGACCCACCAUGCAUCCUGUCAAAGAAGUGAAAGGUGCAGUUGGCCAAAUUAUUGCCCAGGAUAAAGUGAUUUUGGCUGUGGAACAAAAUAAAACAUUAAUUCCAAACACCUACCAAAGAUACCUCGCAUGGGGCUUUGCUGAUCACAGUCUUCGUAUUGGGGGCUAUGAAAGUGAACGAGCAGUCCUUGUUUGUGAAACACCACAGAAUGGUGAGAUCUUGGCUGCAGUAUGCCCAAACUACAAAACAAUCAUCACUGCUGGAACCUCAUCUGUGGUUAAAGUUUAUGAGAUCAUCAAACGGCAGUGGGUACAGAAAAAGUGUCUUUAUGGUCAUAAUGAUGCCAUUACAUGUUUAGCAGCCAGCAGUGCAUAUGGAUUACUUGUGUCUGGGUCUAGAGACCGUACAGCAAUUAUUUGGGAUUUGGCCCGGCUAGUUUAUGUGCGACAACUUAUCUCACAUGAAGCUCCUGUUGCUGCUUUAGCGAUUAAUGAACAGACUGGAGACAUAGCAACUUGUGCUGGGACAUGGCUCUAUGUUUGGAGUAUAAAUGGUACCCCUAUAGCUUCUGUCAAUACAGCACUAGGUGCUCAUUCCCCUCUUCAGCAAAUCUUAUGUGUCUGUUUCUCAACAAUGUAUGAGUGGGAUGCGGGUAAUGUCAUAAUGACUGGAUCCUCUGAUGGAGUAGUAAGAAUGUGGGGAAUAGAGUAUGUCCAAGUACCAGCUGAUGAAGCCUCAGAAAACAACAACUCUUCAGACAGUAAUGCUGAUCAAGUCAAAUCAAGCACUACAGACAGUGCUGGUGGACAAGCUGACAUAGAUCUACUCAGUGGAUCAGGAGAGGAAUUACAGAAGAUGAUGGAAGAAUUGAAUAGAGAAAGAAAGCAGAAAUGUAGGACUGAAAAUGAUAUGAGUAAAAACCAAGAUAAUGUUCAAUGA